Molecule: messenger RNA, 586 nt
Organism: Gigantopelta aegis
Lineage: Eukaryota; Metazoa; Mollusca; Gastropoda; Neomphalida; Peltospiridae
Exons: 2
Coding region: 217-534 (105 amino acids)
Source: RefSeq, a predicted model, not a curated record
CUGGCACCAGUCGUGGAUUCGUAGCGAAGACAAAUUAGUUGCGUGUGCCACCGCUGCCAUCGGCCUAGAAACUAACGAAAAGGUCGAAGUCAGAUUUGCUUUUCGCAGACUCGCGACUAACUUCGAAGAUACAGAAAUUGAAUUUGCGCAUCAUCAAAACUGCAUCCGUCGUUAAAAGAUUAAAUUUGUGAAACAAACCCCCCCCAAAAAACCAAGAUGGCCUCUUUCGUCGUCAGUAGCACCGUGUUACUCAUUCUUCUGGGUCUCUGUCAGGUGUGUGGUUUCUUCCUCGUCGCCGACUCUUCUCGCUGGAGACAACACGGACGAAACAUCAUUAAGGAGUUGGAAGAGAAACGCAGAAUGGAGAAACUCAUCGACUAUCUCGACUACGAAACGUCCGACAAGGAUUACGCCAAAGACCAAGGGGGACAACUCAAUCUGAAUCACAAGCAGUCGACAUUCACUGGGUCCUUCGGCCCAUGGAGAGGAAAGCGGAACGAAGUUGGUGGCAAAAAUGAAAGGAUCGAAAAUUAAAAUUGUGAUCAGUGUCAAUAUUUUUUGGUUACAAUAAAAGAAGAACUGAAAA